CUGUUCGAUGAGGCCAAAUACGACCUGGUGGUAGACAAUCUUGUAUCGACAUUUGACAGCAAGAACUUGAGCUCAAAAUCUGUGGUCCAGAGGGAAAGACCUUCACAGCUUCUGCUUCUGGUGAACUCAUUAUACAACCUUGGCCGGAAAUCAGAGUGUAUUCAGUGGGCCGAGGCUUCGCUUCAUGAGGCUGUGUUGCACUACAAGAGAGCGCCUACAACUCAGCUUCAGAAAGACUGGGCAGCAACUCUUGUUUCUCUGUUUGACUGUAUCAACAG
Molecule: messenger RNA, 278 nt
Organism: Candidula unifasciata
Lineage: Eukaryota; Metazoa; Mollusca; Gastropoda; Stylommatophora; Geomitridae
Source: the annotation of a GenBank genome assembly